UUUUCUCUUUCGUGUUGAAAACGUUCCUGUCCGCUGCGCCGCGCACCUUCUGACGCCAGUGAUCGAUAGAGAGAAAACAAACAAAACAAGAAAGAAAGAAAGAAAAAAAAACACCUCUGACUGUUUGUUUAGCGCUUCAAGUGGCACGCGUCUGGCGCGCGUAACGCACCGGUACCGGGGCAGGAGCCCAAGGUGAAUCCACGCGACCAGUGGGCGUGGCCAGUCCCCCCACCAGACGCAUUGAAAAGCAGUGGCGUCUCUCCUCGAGGACUCAGUGCAGCUUUGAGGAGCGCGCGAGGCAGCGGCCGAGCGGACUGCCCCCAUUCAAACGAGCGGCCACACCACGUGAACGGCACGAGCGGGACACGCACCCACUGGAGACUCCUUUAUAAGUUUGUGUUUUUUUGUUUUUUUUUUUUUUACUUCGGGCAUGGACCUCACAGCCAAAAUGGAAAUUAACAUCUGCCACCAGCAGCAGCUGAUGCCGCCCGCGUGUUUCUUCUCCGCGGCGGCGGCGGCGCAGAGCAUCCAGCUGAGCCCGAGCGGCAGCAGCCAGGGCGGCGGGAAGUCCGCGUCCAAGCAGCCCAAGAGGCAGCGCUCCUCCUCCCCGGAGCUGCUGCGGUGCAAGCGGCGGCUGAACUUCGCGAGCUUCGGCUACACCCUGCCGCAGCAGCAGCCGCACGCGGUGGCCCGCAGGAACGAGAGGGAGCGCAACCGGGUGAAGCUGGUCAACAACGGCUUCGCCACCCUGCGGGAGCACGUCCCCAACGGCGCCGCCAACAAGAAGAUGAGCAAAGUGGAGACGCUGCGCUCCGCGGUGGAGUACAUCCGCGCGCUGCAGCAGCUGCUGGACGAGCACGACGCGGUGAGUGCGGCGUUUCAGUCCGGCGUCCUGUCGCCCACCAUGUCGCAGGGAUACUCCGCUGACAUGAACUCCAUGGCAGGUUCGCCCGUGUCCUCCUACUCAUCCGACGAGGGCUCCUACGACCCCCUCAGCCCAGAGGAGCAGGAGCUGCUCGACUUCACCAACUGGUUCUGAGCAUCUGUACACGUGAAAUAUGGAUCAGCUCAGUUUAUUGUUGUCCUGCGCUUGGGAUGGUCCCGGAGGAGGUGUCCUGGGUGUCCUCAAGAACACGAUGCACUGUACACGCGUUUCGGUCCCGCGUCCUCCGCGCCCGGUUCCUCCCAGACACGGACAGACACGGCCUUAACGUCCUGACAACUCGGGGGGAAAUCAGGGCCAGAGAUCAGCGCCAAAGGAUUAAAGGAAGACGGGUCUCCUGACAGCGUGGGAAUCCCAGCUUCUGUGCAUUUGCCCAUGAUAAACAAACAAACAAACAAAAACAAAAAAACUAAAGUGAAUUCAUGCUCUUCAGAAAAAACAGAGAAAACAUUAUUUAAUACGUCGCUCUUCAACUAUGCCAAUCCAAUCACACAACACCAACCCUUUGGUAAAACCUCUCAGACGAUGAGUUCAGAAAAAAAUGCUUCCAAGUCGCGGAUUUAUUCUAUUAAAUUCUAUAUCAAACGCUUUUUUGAAAUAUAUUAAGAUAUUUUUGUAUGUAAGAGAUUUAUAGAUGUUUUGUACACAUCCUUUUUUUUUGUAUAUAUUUUGUCUAUAUAUUGCGAAGUCGCUUCUAUACCUCCUGCCUACGUAGACGUGUAGUCUAUUACUCUCUGGCUCUUCUUGUUCAUGAGGUUUCCAGACGGAGUUUGACACUCCGACGUUUUAUCCUAGCACCAACGUGUCUUAUUUAAUAGCAAGAAACAUGUUAUUGCAUUAUGUCAUGUCACAAUGAUCAAAACUUAUGCAGCUAUUGUCCAAACGGGGUGCGAUAGCCAUGCAUCGUCUCUUUAUACUGCCAGCUCUAUAUCCUGUUCACAGAUGUUGAAAGAUGUCUUAUAACCAUAUUUUCUACACUCUAGUCCAAGAAUAAAAUGAGAUGCUACUGAA
Molecule: messenger RNA, 1954 nt
Organism: Mugil cephalus (flathead mullet)
Lineage: Eukaryota; Metazoa; Chordata; Actinopteri; Mugiliformes; Mugilidae
Gene: ascl1a
Product: achaete-scute family bHLH transcription factor 1a
Exons: 2
Coding region: 431-1039 (202 amino acids)
Biological process (GO): neuron differentiation; sensory organ development; regulation of neurogenesis
Cellular component (GO): RNA polymerase II transcription regulator complex
Molecular function (GO): RNA polymerase II transcription regulatory region sequence-specific DNA binding; protein dimerization activity; DNA-binding transcription factor activity, RNA polymerase II-specific
Source: RefSeq, a predicted model, not a curated record